Molecule: messenger RNA, 9907 nt
Organism: Phaedon cochleariae (mustard beetle)
Lineage: Eukaryota; Metazoa; Arthropoda; Insecta; Coleoptera; Chrysomelidae
Source: the annotation of a GenBank genome assembly
CAUUGUUGCCAAAGUGCCCUGGUUUCAAGUUAUCCUUUUCCCAGAUUUUCCCAAAGGCAAAGGUUGGCACUGCAGCCUACAUUUAACCUAACCUAACAAAACCUGCUACAUAAUUUUUUGGUUUUGUAGUUUUGUGCUGUGACUGAAUGAAAGUACUGCAAGAUGCCGAAGUUAUCCUACUUGAGUCGAAAAAAUCUGAGGAGCUGACGACAACAACAACAAUGAAGAAUCCUACAACAACAAAGAAAACUAGCCUCUCUGUUUUCAGUCACUUCAAAUAUGAACAUCUUUUAGCUGGUAUAUCUGGAGGAGCUAUAUCUACAUUAAUUUUGCAUCCCUUAGACUUGAUGAAAAUUAGAUUUGCAGUGUGUGAUGGUAGAACCAGCAUACCUCAGUACAGUAGCUUGACAAGCGCAUUUCAUACAAUAUUCAGGCAAGAAGGUAUCAGAGGACUGUACAGGGGCGUAGCGCCCAAUGUUUGGGGAUCUGGAAGCGCCUGGGGAUUUUAUUUUUUAUUCUACAACUCGAUAAAGAACUGGAUCCAGCAGGGCGAUAGCCAGUACCCUCUGGGCCCCAGUCUGCACAUGCUGGCUGCUGCAGAAGCCGGUCUGCUCACCCUCGUCGUCACCAACCCCAUCUGGGUGGUGAAGACCCGGCUGUGCCUGCAGUACGGCAACGAGGACGCUUAUUUGUCGAAGGGCGGGCAGGUUUACCGUGGGAUGUCCGACGCGCUGGUGAAGAUUUACAGGAAGGAGGGGGUGCGCGGGCUCUACAGGGGUUUUGUGCCUGGUAUGUUCGGAGUCACCCAUGGGGCAUUGCAAUUCAUGACGUAUGAAGAGAUGAAGGCGUUUUACAAUCAGUAUAGGAAGCUACCACAUGACAACAAAUUGACCACAGGCGAGUACAUCGGUUUCGCGGCCAUCAGCAAACUCAUAGCCGCAGCCGCCACAUACCCCUACCAGGUGAUAAGGGCCAGGCUGCAGGAUCAGCACCAUAGCUACGCGGGCUCGUGGGACUGCGUUCGGAAGACGUGGAAGCAUGAACGGAUGACGGGGUUCUACAAGGGCCUGGCGCCCUACCUGCUCCACGUCACGCCCAAUAUAUGUCUAGUCAUGUUGAUAUAUGAGAAGUUCAGUAAUAAUAGCUAAGUUAGCGGUGAAGGCGAGAACACAACUGAGAAAAAUAACAUGACAAAGAACUGUUUAUAUUUUUGCAUUUCCAAUGAUUUUCCUGAAGUAAAUAGUCGAUACUGACGUCACAAGUCCUAUAAUGCGUUCGUUUUUAUUGGUAGUCGAAAGUAAUAAAUUCGUGGAAUUGCGUUCCGAAGACGUGGAAGCACAAGCGGAUUACAGUGUUCUAAAAGGGGCAGCAUAGGAAGAUAUAUUUUUUCUCUAUCAACGAAUGUUCACAACAGUUAAAGGAAUAUCAACUUCAUAUAUCCUUAAAAUAUAACAAAUAGCUGGCAACACAGGACUUAUGACGUCAGUGCCGCCGAACGCUAGAUUUGAAGUUUUCAAAUGGUGUUUUUUGAAACUAUGCACUCAAUUUUAUUCGCAUUUGUGUUCUUGCCUAUUACUUAAUGAUUAAUUAAAUUUUUUGUUUGUUGCGGAUUUGGGUGUUGUGAUAAUGGUUUCGUUAAGGAGACAUUGAUUUUGUCGCCUCAUUUUGACAGGGAGAGUCCUAUUUUGGGAUAAGAUGGACGGAGGAUGAAUUUUUAUGACAAUCCCAAUGUUGAAAGCUGCUUCAUUAAUUUUUGCCUGUCAAAAGUCCUUUGUUUCUAUGUUAACAUUCCCAAAGCACUCUUCUUCCUAGAUUCAAUGGUGUCAAUAUAUUUUUCUAAAACGAACACAUCAGUAGUUAUUGAUAAUUUUAUAUCAAAUAGGACUGACUCCCUAUAUUUUUUUGUAUACAUUGAUAGAGCUUGUCAUCACUGAUCCAAAAAUAUAGAGAGUUCUAGAUUCUUAAAUAGAAAAUAUUCCUGAAAUACCACAUUAACAUUUAAUUUUACUGAGAAGAAUACCAUUCAUAGUCUUUUAGGGAACCCUGAAGAAAAAUAUGAUACUUAUGAUGAAUCUGGUAUUCAUGAGAUGAAUUGAAAUGACUAACAUAAAAACUAUUGGUCAAACACAAGAAUUGAAAAAACUGAAAUUUCGAAAGUUCAUCGAAGUGUUCUUUAUAUUAAGCAUGACGAAAAAGUGCAUCUUGUUGAAAAUAUUACCCUGUGGGUCCCUAAGUAUACACUUUGGAAAGAAGUAUAUCAAAACUUCCUCAUUUUGCUGAAAAGGAUGGAAGAACUUUUAACAAAUCAUGUUAACAUCGGUUUAGGUCCAAGUUUAGAGAGCAGCUUCUAUUUUUUUUCUCGGAAAUUAGGUGGUAAAUGAAGAAACACAGAAGCAAAAUAGGUUGUAUUUUGGGUUGCUUCAUUCAGAAAUAUAUGAAAAUCACGAAAAAACGAUAGGGCGCUAUUUUUUUUCAAUGCAGAAAUGUAAGCAACUUGUUGUGAGUACACCCUUGCAAUACCUGGAUUUUCUGCAAUAGGUUCAAAAGGUACGUCAAUGAUAUAUUGAUAUAAUUUCAAGAAACUCAUCUUAGAGCAAUUUGAAAAGGUGUCCAAAAUUAUUGAUGAAGGUAUUCAUACAUCAUCAUCCAAGUUAUAAUUUCAAUUGCUGGAAAAGUGAUAUUGAAAUAUAAUUGGGUCUUUAUCACUAUUCCCCAUAAGAAAACUAUUCACCUCUCCAUAUUCAUUUAAAAAUUUCAGUGAUUUUUCGCGCAUAUAACUAAUUAAAUCCAUAUUUCAAGUAGAAUCGCUCAUUGUUCUAAAAUUGUUCUAUCCGUCAUUCGGUUGCCCCCUUACGAGCAUCCCUCAGAAGUCUUCGAGAGUCUUGUGCGAGCAAGGAAUGACGGAAGCCUUACCUUUUAACGUGUGAUCCCAAACACUUUCUUGGGCCAUCAGAAAAAUUUCAGCAGUCGUUGGGAAUCGAACCCACGACCGGCAAGCGAAUGCGAAUUAGAAUACCGACACUCUGUCCGCACGGCUACCUGGCCUCGCUCAUUACUUCUCAACAUUGAAGCCAUAAAAAUCAAAAUAAGGUACUGAGUGACCUUGAGUUGAUAGAACACAACCACAGGGUGUUCACCAGGCAAUUCGACUUGCAAUGACUCCAACUGGUUUAUUCCAAAUGCUACCCGGUAUAUUAUUUUAUUCGGCAAAUUAUGGUUGGUUGUGACUCCAUUUAUAUGGAGGUUUUUUAUUCAAACUAUAAAUCGUGGUGGGUCUAAAGACGCUACAACUUGAAAAAAAAAACAGUUCUAAAUAUCUUUGGAACCAUCAAAAUGUGUAUCAGGAAUAAUAAAAAAUCUCCCUCUCAGGGGAAUCAUAUUUGAGGAGUUGAAAAAAUUAACUGCGCCACUGUUGAAGAAUGCCAUUUUAGGAUACCCUGUACAUUGAUGGAUGAAUCAGGCUGCAAAAUCGAUGCUCUUCCUUGGCAAAAACCCAUAUUUCACUUACGUUGUUGCUAAGAAUUGUUUAUUCUGGCUAGAAAAACCAGUGAUUCUCGAUAAAUUUAAUCGUAUUUAUUUAUUUAUUGAUUCAUAGGCAAUACUUUCCACCAAACAAAUGAUAUCUCAAUAGAGCACUGUCAGUGGCGUCACAGGACGUAAAAUUGACCGCCAUUGAACAGCUGAUGGGGGAAGCAUAAUCAUUAUCCAUAAGGGUACCUACAUGUAACUUUCUUGCACAUUUCUCACUAUAAUACAAUACCUGGAGCAUUUAUUUAUUAACAUGUUUGUUAGUUCAUUCAUUCUGGCCACUGUGAGGAAAGAGAAUGAGUCCGAUGAAGAGUUAAAAUUGGUUUAUUUGUCAAUUUAAAAUUACUGGAUUCACUUGAGUUCAGCUAUAAUAUACCUUGUAAAAUACCUCAGUAGAUACUCAGUUUGCAACAACAUAUACAGGGUCAGGAAUAAUGAAAUCUAAAUUUGCCCGAUCAGCUGAUAAAAACGACGAGUGCGCCAUGUUGUGACGUCAGCUGACACUGCUCUAUUGAAAACUUAUAAUUUAUUCUUAUCUGGGACAGGGCGUAAAUCAGACAGUCUCCACCAUAACUGUACAGAAUAUAUACAAAAACAAUUGAAAAUCGAAGUUGUUUAUAGUGAAAUGAACUUUGUUUCUUAGAUAAUGUCAACUUAGUGGACUAUACAGGAUGAUCCAUAUGCCUGUGACAUACCGAACAAACGUCUUCUCUAAUGGAAUACCCAACAUUCUAUUUCGUCCUUGGAUAUAGCUCAGUAAGACGAGUUCAAUGAUAUAUCAUAUUGGUCCUGAGAUCACCCGUUUUGGACUUAUCCAUGAUCUUCUUCAUUAUGUAGUCUAAUUCCAAAACAUUAUAAAAACGUUGUGGAAAAUUCUACAUUCGCGUUUUUCGUUAUUGAUCUCUAUUACUAUUCUUAAAUAAUAAAAUUUUGAAAUUACUACUACUUAUUGAAUAUGAUCAUGGAUAAGUUCGAAAUGGGUGUUCUCAUGUUAUCAUAUAUCAUUGAACUCGCCUUUCUGCGCUCUUUCCAAGAAUGAAAUGAAAUACAGGGUGUUCCAUUCGAAAAUUUCGAGAAAGUGAUGCGUUUGCAAAAUUACAUCAUUAUUUUUGGCGAAUUCAAAAUUUCUAAAUAUCUAUCCAGAUAACAUAGAAUUUGGUAAUUUAUGAGGAAAACUGCGCAGCGAAAACUUGAUUCUCAACGUUUUUAUAGGGCUUUGAAAUUUGGCUAUUUAUUGAAGAAUAUCAUGGAUAAGUCCGAAACGGGUGAUCUCAGGCCCAUGUCUUCAUACAUCAUUGAACUCGUCUCUCUAAGUUCUAUCCAAGGACGAAUUGAAAUUUACUGUAUUCCAUUUGAAAAUUCGUAUGUAUGGGAUGUCACAGGCAUAGGGAUCGUCCUGUAUUGUUGACAUCACCUAAAGAAGAAAAUAUGGUUUUCCACUGUUUUGUAUAUGUUCUAGUUUAACCUAACCUGACCUCACCUGACCCAUGUUAUGUGGGAUACCCUGUACUUCAGUGUAUCAAUCAGAAGGACAUAUUUUAAAGACUGCUAAAUUAAAAAUAAAUGUAUCCACAUUGUGGGAUUUUGAAAAAAUGUCUCAGUUUUACGCUACAUUGAACUCGCGCAUACCACGGCACGAAAAUGUUGGUUGGUGAGUGAGCGCAAUACGUAUAACGUACAGGGUGUCCCCCUUUAUCCUCGUAAUUCUCAACAUAUUUUGGUUAUUCUGGAAUAUUUUUUUUUAUUCUUAGAAUCUGUGCUUACUUUUUCUCCAUAUCAAGAAACUACAGGGUGGCUCAAGAAACUGUUUUUCUUCAAAUGAAAUGAUCCAUAUUUCUUUUUUCAUAAUUCGAUGGAGCAUGUCAAUCUGGAUUAAAAACAUAUAUAUAUUAUUCAUAUAUUAUUAUCGAAUAUAAUAUUUGAAUCAUUUCAUUUGAAAAAACUUUUUUAGGCCACCCUAUAUUUUGUUGAUAUGAAGAAAAAGUGAGCACAAAUUAUAAAAAAUCGUGAAAAAUUAUUCCAGGAACGGUUUUGAAUGGUCAAAAUAUGUAGAUGAAGGGGGACCCAUUUAGGUGGGACACCCGUACUCGGCCAGUCUUGGAUAAUUUAAAAGAUACCAUACCAUCGAUGUUGAUGAUACAGCAAAACACUAGUAAUAAUUCUUAUUAUGCACAAUUAACCAAACACAAAAAAAAGUAAAAAUGGCUGACGAACGAUCAAUAAUGAGAUUACAGAGAAGCCUGCCCAGUAAAAUCAACAAGGAGUAGGCAGACGUUCUAAGAAGUCUUUAAAACAGAGAUUGAAGAUAUGCAGUGCUGACGUUGAUUUAUGUACUGCGCAGGUGCCUUAACCAAUUUUAAUGAUCGCUUGUUGGUAUCAAAAUUUCUUCGCGCAUCCUCUUGUAUUGUCCUUUCAUUUGUUGUUUUCAUAGCGGUUUCCAUUGUGUUACACUCAGUGUAUAUCUAUCCUUCUUUUUCACGUGUAGCAGAAAGAGAAAUGUAUACACUGAGUGCUCACUGGUUUUACCAAUGAAAUCCGCUAUUAGAUCAGUAGUUGACAUCGAUUUACGCCAUUUACGGCCUGUCCUUUUGAGAAAAUCACGAAGUAACAGAUGGCGUUGAGAAUUUUAUGUUCUCUGGAAUAGAGGGGAACAAAUAUUUGACCCAUAUUUUCAGUUUGAAUUUGUCGUUUCUGAAUCCUUGUUAUGAGUAAUAAAUCAUCGCUUUAAGGUAUUCGAACGGACGAUAUUUUGAUUAAUUUACAGAUAGACACAAGGUUCUUUGAACAUUAUAUGGAUUCCCGUUCGUGCGCUCCAAGAGAAAAUAAAAAAAGGGGAACAAAAGUGCAAUGCAUUUGAACUAUAUUUCCUCCAACCUGUCGAGCAGUACUAAUUUCAACAGAUAUACGUGAUAGAUGAUUAACUGUACCACUGUCUUCCUCGCAGAUUAUUUGCCUCCAUCACAAUUCACGUGCAGUGUUGCCGUCUCAAUUUUUAUUUCAUAAUCAUCAUUAGUCAAUAACCUUUCAAUUCCAUAUUUUUUAGAUUUUUUCGGACGAUUUUAAGGUGCUAAAAUCAUCAAUAUUGUCACGGUAAUUUUCAAACGGAUGGAAAUUUACCGCAAAGAAAAUCCGACAUCACGAUUUCGUAAGUAUAGAGGCAGACCAUAGCGUCAUUGCCAUAUGUUUAAAUACGAAUGGGAAUUUCCAUUAUCUCGUAAUUUUCCCUCGUAUAGGUUGUGUCUCAUUGCAUAUGAUGAAUUUGUGUUAAUAAUAAUUAUAUUAAUUAACACUUGAAAAGAUAUGGUCCGGUAAACGUGACAGCACAGGAUUGUGGGCGUUGUCUUGUCAGUUCUCAGCGUUUAGCACAGCAUUGCCAAGUCGCUAGCCUAGCCAACAUUCACAUCAUGAUGUUUUGUUGAUGGAGUAUAAGAAAUAUUUUAACAGCUGGUUGCUCGAGAGUCACAUUCACUUUAAUAUCAUGGCUUCCCACUUUUAGGUCAAAUGAAAUAACUCGAAUAUAGUAACGAAAUUGAUACAAUAUUGUAUUUUCAUAUAACAGAAGUAAGCUCUACAUUAUAUUGUGGCGAAAUAACAUGUUUAGUGAGAUCUAUCUUGAAACUUAUGAUUUGUAACACAAACAGCCAACAAAAUCAAUCUGAAAACUGUUAAAUAAGUUUGUUCACCUCUAUUUCUGGUUCAAAAACUGACGCCAGAGGUCAGUUACUUCGUGAUUUUCGACAACUAUCUUCACUCCACUUUAUGAUGGAUCGCCAGAUGGCUAUUCAUAUUUACUGAUUCUCAGAAUGCUUUGCAUUACAUGAUUGAUAAGAUGAUUUAUGUGUAAUACAAACAUAUGGAUGUUAUCUGCUAUAAAUUAUAAUAGUACCUAGUUGUUACUCUUUCCACGAUUGAAAUUUUUUUCCGAAAAAAAUUGUCAGCUCUUAGAAACAUGGUAACUUGGGAAGUGUUUUUAUUUCCUCCGUUUUAUAUGUACUUAGAAAAUUUUGUGAACAAUGUUGGGAAAGCGCCAGAUGUAGAUUUCAUGUCGCAGUUGGUGCCGCCAUUUUGAUGGAAACUGAUAAAUAUCCUUGAGGAUGUCCUAACAGGACGAAACAUCGGAAAGACAUAAACACAAGUUAGUGAUUUGAUUAAUUGUUUUACUUAAGUUAUUUAUUUCGUCGUGGAAAGUUUUCAAGCAAGUCAUGACAAAUCAAAUUUUUUUCCAUGAAAAUACAAAUAUAUUUUUCUUUAUUUUGAUGUCAAAAUUUUGGUAUCUACCAUUACAUUCGGUCCAUGAGUAGCAUCUCCGUGGUCACUCGGUAUACAGGGUGUUAGAUUGAAGUAGGCCAUCGACUGUAUAUUUCACCAUUAUAAUUCGAGACAAAAUUACUCAAAAUAAAGGAAACACAGCUCCAAUUAUAGAUACAAUGUAUAUUACGAAGAGCAAAUAUGCAGAGUGAUAAUUAAUGUCAUCUCAAUAUGGAAGGUAGUGUUUCCUUAUCUCAUAUGUAAUAAGAACAAAAGCUUUAGCAAGUUUACUUUUUCAGAAUUCGUUGUAAAUUUGAAGGUAGUUGAAAAAUAUUUGUUAUUGAGUUUUAACCGAUUUUAUGAGAACCAAUUAUUUCGGAAACAAUUUUCCCAAUUCAGUCCAUAAAAUCGGUUUUGACAUUUGAAAUCAGCAUAAAAUUCAUUGUUAGUUAAAAGAAGUGAAGUUUUGUUCUCAAAGUCGUUUGAUCUGACAGGUGGCCGACCUCAAUAAAACACCCUGUAUAAUAUACAAUUUGCAUUCAAAAUCCAAAAAGAAUUAAAAAUUGAACGUUGCAUUAUUGAAUAUUGGGAUGUGAUAAGUAAUAAUAUAUCGAACGACAAGACAUUUAUCCUACAAAGGUAUUCAGAAUUUAAUUUUUAUUCUUUUUUUUUUUCAUGCAUGAUAAUUAGUUUUUGUCGUGUGCUUCAUUGGACUGAAAUUUCGGAUACCCACUCUGAGCUGUCGAAAUUUCAUUCCACCUGAUUACGUACUUUUUUGUUAUGGAGUAUAUUUUUAUGAUUUAUAAUAGAUUGCACACGUUACAAAUAUAAGGAAAAAAUCAAAUCCCCUUUAAAGUGGAAAUGCGACACUUGUUGUAUCCAAAAUAAUUUUUUGCAAUUCAUUUCCAAAUGUUGAAAUGUUGGUCAUAUGAACAAUGAUAUCAAUUCGUGAUUUCAAAUUAUCACUAGUUGCAAUAUGAAAUGUUAUGAUGCAGCUUUGUGUUUUUAUCUUCGAUAUUCAAAAUCUCAUUAUUACGCAUAUGGUGAAAGUGAAUAAAGGUGCGCAAAUGGUUGAGAGUGCGCACAUUGUUGAGAGUGCGCAUAUUGUUGAGAGUGCGCACAUUGUUAAGAGCGCGCACCUUGUUAAGAGUGCACACAUUGUUGAGAGCGAGUGCGCACUCUUCAACAAUAACCUGAGCACUCUUGAACACUAAUCUGAGCACUCUUGAACACUAACCUGCGCACUCUUGAACACUCAAAUGCGCACUCUUGUAAACAUAUCUGCAUACGAGUGUGAUUUUUCAGAUACUGAAUUCAUGUAUACUAUUAUUGUGAUCAAAAUGAUCAAAAGCAAAAUCCAGGCAAUAUCUUCAAGAAUAAAUAGUUAUUGUCUCGUUCAUUGUGUGCGCAUUGUUGUAGACAUUCACCCUACUGAUGCUAGUGGAAAUAUUGUUCUAAUGAGCAUUCAGUGGAAUAACAAACAGUCAUCACUUUGUGAAAUGACUAGUGUUUCACUACUCAUGUCUGGUAUUCAAAAUACGCUCAUCUUGCCAUUUGUUUUUAUAAAUAGCUAUUAAAACAUUCCAAAUUCUUCGAAUUCACAUUUAUAUAUUCUUACAGAAGCGUUGAGAAGCUACCUUUGUGUUUUCUAUAUUCGUUUACUGCAAGACUUAUAUUCGUGAAUAAUUGAUGAUAUCAAAAAGUUGUAAAUAAUAUCCCUCGCUAUGCAUGUUAGUGGGAUCUGAAAGUAUCCCUUGUGAAAUUGUUAGGAUAUAAUGUUUAGAAUUUGUUUCUAAUAUUGUUUUGUGCCUGUAUUUCAGACUGUUUUGUUCAUUAAAACAAAUAAUGUGUUAGUUCUAUUAGGAGAAAAAUAAAAUGUUCAGCGCAAUAUUGAUUAAUUCACCAGGAAUGUUACAAAUACCAAUGAAGCAAAUAGUUUUUUUAAGCAAUUAAUUACGAAAAAAUGCUAAACCAAAAAAUAACUGCUUUGUUAGUAGCAUUGUGUGUAAAAUAUCAUUCUAGGAUCUAUUAUUUAUUUCAUAGGAAACCUCCAUUAUAAGAUUAAUUUCAAGAAAAAUGAAUAUUGAAAUUUUGUUUCCAAAAAAUAUAUUUUGAAUGAAAUAGAUAUCCA